Eimeria necatrix is the source of this 2817-nucleotide messenger RNA. RefSeq lists its product as hypothetical. The record is from RefSeq and is a predicted model, not a curated record. The transcript is spliced from 3 exons. NCBI's taxonomy places the organism in Eukaryota, Apicomplexa, Conoidasida, Eucoccidiorida, Eimeriidae. Bases 1 to 2817 code for a protein of 938 amino acids.
AUGGAGGUGGCGGAACUGGCGAAUUUGUCUUCAAUCGAAUCUCGUCUUGCUUUUUGGAAGAAAAACAUAAAUGCAAAAAAGGACCUUUUGGGAGCUGCUGCAGAAGCCAUGCUCAAAUGGGUCGAGGACACGGAGGGCGUGGUGGCUGGGCUGCGGGACGAAAUAGCAGCAAAUGAGCAGCAGCAGGAGCAGCUGCGGCUGCUGCUGGGCCUCAGCAAAACUGACUGCGUGUGGCCGCAGCCUUUGAAGUGGUUUGGCAAAUUCUACACUCUUUUCGAGCAGACUGCCAAGGAACUCAAGGAAGCCAAGGUGCGCAGCAGCAGCAGCAGCAGCAGCAGCAGCAGCAGCACUAGUAGUAGUAGUAGCAGUAGCAGGGGGAGUGGCUGCUGCAGCGGGAGUGGCAGCAGCAGCGGGAUAAAAGCAGCAGCGGGAGGAGCAGCUGCAGCGGGAGGAGCAGCAGCGGUAGCAGCAGCAGGAGUGGCAGCACGAGUAGCAGCAGGAGCAGCAGCAGGUGUAGCAGCGGGAAUAGCAGCAGCAGUGGGGAUAGCAGCAGCAGCAGCUGCUGCUACUGCCGGGGCGCUUGGCGCCUGGGAGAGGGAGUACAGGGAAAGCCGCUUGAGGCUAAGGGAAAAAGAGGCUGCAAAGCGAGAGAGAGAGCUGAAGAAGCAGCAGCAAGCAGCAACUUCACCUGCUACUGCUGCUGCUGCUGCUCGCAGGACAGGGACCCUCAAGACGCUUCCCACAAGAGCAGCAGCAGAUGCUCUUGCUAUUCCUGGGGGCCCCACACAGCCUGCUGCUGCUGCUAGUCCUGCUGCUGCUGCUGCUGCUGCUGCUGGGGGCUCCAAGGUGCCUCCCGUGGUGUCUAGGGGCAGCUCUGCCGCACUCUCCCCUGCACCAGCAGCAGCAGCAGGAGAUGCAGCAGCAGCAGCAGCAGCAGCAGCAGCAGCCACACCUACAGCUCCCGCAGUGGCAGCAGCUGGAGACACACCGCCACCUACGCCGUCCUCAACCCCAACGUCAACGCCAGCGUCAACACCAGCAGCAGCAGCAGCAGCAGCAGCAGCUGCUGCUGCUGCUGCUGCUGUUUCUGCUCCAGACUUAUCCUCUCCAUCUGUGAGCGACACAUCCACCAUGUCGCCGCUUCCCUCAGCAGCAAAUCUGUCCGAGCUGCAGCAGCAGGUCUGCAGCAGCAGUGAGGUCUCAGAGGACCCCACGGGGCCCAAGGCGCCCCAUUUGCCCCAGCAGCAGCAGCAGCUGCUGCAGCAGCAGCAACAACAACAGCAGCAGCAACAAGAGCAGCAGCAGCAAGAAGAGCAGCAGCAGCAGCAACAACAACAGGAGCAACAACAACAGCAGCAGCAGCAGCAGCAGCAGCGGCCGCCCGCAACGUUGGCGUGGCUGUUUGCGAGAACCCCAGGCCGUCGGCCUCACGGGUUUUUGCCGCUACAGGGCUUAAGACCUGCUGCUGCUGCUGCUGCUGCUGCUCCUGCUGCUGUUACUGCUACUGGCCCAGCGGCAGCAGCAACCACCCCGCGGCGGGUGAUGUACAGAGCCCUGACUUCCCCAGGCCGAGCCGGACCAAGAGCAGCAGCAACACUAGCAGCAGCGCGCGCUGCUGCUGCUGCUGCUGCUGCUGCUGCUGCUGACUCUUCUGACGAGUCAGAGGGGGCGGUGCCCCUUGGCAGCCCGGGGGUAGAGGGAAGGGCGCAGCAGCCGCUUUUGUUUUCUAGUGACUGCCUCAGCAGCAGCAGCGGCAGCAGCAGCAGCAAGAGCUACAGCAAAAUGAGCAGCAACAGCAGCAGCAGAAGCAGCAGCAGGAACGGCAUGUCAAAGGACAGCCUUGGGCGAAGUUGGCCUCAGGACGACCCGGCGAGUGCUGCUGCUGCGGCAGCGAAAACAGCACCAGCAAGUGCAGCAGCAGCAACAGACGCUGCUGCAGCAGCUUCCGAUGCUGCUGCUGCUGCUGCUGCUGCUGCCAAGAAGCACCCGUGUUUUGACCCUGCUACGUUUACAGUUAUUGGUGAUGCAGAAACAGCAGCAGCAGCAGCAGCCCCAACAGCAGCAGCAGCAAGCGAGAGCCCUCCGCAGCAGCACUCAGUAGGUGACUGCAGCAGCGGCAGUGAGUCGGACUGUUCAUCAGAAGGGGAGCCUCGAGUUGCUGCUGCUCGAGCAGCAGCAGCAGCAGCAGCAGCAGCAGCAGCCGCAGAAACGGCCGCAAGAGGAGCUGCUGCGACGCCAGCAGCAGCUGCUGCAGCAGCAGCAGACGGGGCUCACAGGGGCAGCAGCAGCAGCCGCGCAAGCAGCAAAGAGCGAGAGCCUUCUUACCCUUACAUUGCAGCAGUCUCAAUGCAAAUGAUUUUAAAUAAUUCAAACAAGACAGAAGCAGGGGGGCCCCCGGGGCCCCCGGGGCCCCCGGGGCCCCCGGGGGCCCCUGGGGUGCGCCGAGCUGCUGCUGGGGGGCCCCCUGGGGGGCCCCCGCUGGGGCCCCCUUUGGGGUUUCCGGGGGGCCCCAGGGGGCCCCCCGGGGGCCCCUUUUCAGUACCCAGUGGCCGGAGGGGCCCCCGCCGAAAGACAGCAGCAAGUCCUCAAAAUGACCUGCUGUUUUCGAAGCUAGUGGCGCGGCGAGCUGAGCAGCAGCAGCAGCAGCAGCAGCAAGAGCAGCAGCUGCAGCAGCAGCACCACCUGCUGAAGCUGCAGCGGCAGCAGAAGAGGCGGCUGCAGCAAGAGUCACAGAAGCAACAGCAGCAGCAGCAGCAGCAGCAGCAGCAGCAGCAGCAGAUUGAGGCCCCAGCUGUUGAUACCCGACAACAGCUCUAA